This is a messenger RNA of Penicillium chermesinum, 1809 nucleotides long. RefSeq names its product Zn(II)2Cys6 transcription factor. Bases 1 to 1809 code for a protein of 602 amino acids. The transcript is spliced from 3 exons. The record is from RefSeq and is a predicted model, not a curated record. Gene Ontology annotation, cellular component: nucleus. NCBI's taxonomy places the organism in Eukaryota, Fungi, Ascomycota, Eurotiomycetes, Eurotiales, Aspergillaceae. Gene Ontology annotation, biological process: positive regulation of transcription by RNA polymerase II. Gene Ontology annotation, molecular function: zinc ion binding; transcription cis-regulatory region binding; DNA-binding transcription factor activity, RNA polymerase II-specific.
AUGUUGUCCAUGCAGAAUUCUCCAUUACUCGGACACCGCGUUUUAAACGGAUCGGGUCUGCAGGACGAGGGUUGCGCCGGAAACCCCUCAUCCUCCGGAAUCAACCUGCGAGCGAGCACCUCCAGCACCAGCACCGGAGCCAGCCCUGAUGAUACCUCCACCGAAUCCCCCGACUGGCCGGGCGCCGACCGUUCUCCAGACGGGAAGGACUAUCCCAACAUGAUGUUCGACCCCUCACAAUUCGACCCGGAGAUCGACAUCCCCCCCAAGGUCGAGGAACUGGAGGAGGAGGAUUUGCGACAUAUCAAGGCGUCGGAUGUGGGGGUCGAACACCAGGAAAAUCCGGGUGCUCCCGUCGCUGUUCCACGGAAACGUGGUCGUCCACGCAAGCACCCGCUGCCGUCGCCGGGGGGUCAGGCCAAGGUCACCAAGGGCCGGUCCAAGACUGGCUGUAUAACCUGUCGCCGCCGCAAGAAGAAGUGCGACGAGCACAAGCCUGCCUGUCUCAACUGCCAGAAGAAUGCGGUCGUGUGUGAGGGAUAUCCGCCCAAGGAGAUUUGGAAGAGCGGACGACAGAAGAUGGCUGAUGUUGUCCGAACCCAGUCGUCCCUGACAGCUGUACCGCGAAGCCUCCCAUUUCUCAUUGACGGGAUUGAAACGGAGAUUGAUCGGCGUUUCCUCGACCAUUUUGUAUACGGCUUUAGUCGCGUCUUAACGCUCAUCAACGAUGAUUCCAACCCAUUUAAGGAGAUUCUGCUGCCCAUGGCGACGCAACAUCGAGGAUUGAUGCAUUCGCUCAUGUGCCUGUCGGGAUCCCACCUCUCCGGCCUGGAUCCAGAGCCGCAGCUGAAGGAGCGAAAAUACUACCACUUCCACCGUGCGAUUCAGGAUCUGAAGGACAACAUCACGGCCUCGUCGUCGUCCGCGUCGGCGGCGCAAGGUACGGAAGAUGAGGAACAGAAGUUACUAGUCGAGGACCCGAUUAUCGCGUCGACAAUCGCAUUGAGUUUGAAUACGAUCUGCGAAGGUGAAACAAACGGCGAGUACAGGCCUCACAUGGACGCAGCGCGAUACCUCCUUGUUUCACAACAGCCCCGCAACGAGAAGUUCCGCCAAUUUAUCGUUGAGUUUUUCCAGUACCACGAUGUCUCCAACGCGCUCACCUCCUUGGACCGUCGCCCGGCUCUGCUCCAAAGCGGCAUGCACUUGCCGGAUUUCGUGCCUGGCGCCCGGGCGGGCAUGUUCGUCGGCGUCUUCGACGGACUGUUCAACUAUAUCUCCCAGAUCACACAACUCCGUGAUCGCAUCCGCGAGCGCUUCAAUUCCGGCUACGAGCCCGCUGUGGACUACCAGACCCUGAGUGAAGCCGUUCAAGUUGACACCGCGAUCCGGAACUGGAAGACGUCGCACGAGCCGGAGACCUCAAACUGGUGCUUGGCCCAGCUCUACCGCCAGACCACCUGGGUGUAUUUAUACCGCACGAUCCGGCCCUCGCGCCCGAGCGACAAGAUCGCCCAAGUAGUCGAUGACGGCCUGGCAUACCUGGACCGCCUCCCCGAGGACGCCGGGGCCUAUAGUAUCGUGCUGAUGCCACUCUUCCUGCUGGGCUGCUCGGCGUUCAACACCCAUCAACGAGAGCGCAUCCAGCGCGGCUUCGACUCGCUGAAGGCGUAUUCCAACCUGCGCAACAUCGAGCCGGCUUUCAAGGUUGUUUCACGCGUGUGGGAGGUCAUGGAUACGAAGAUGGAAGACAGUUGGGACUGGGAGAAGAUUAUCCACGACAUGAACAUGGACUUUCUGAUCACCUAA